Molecule: messenger RNA, 1473 nt
Organism: Thelazia callipaeda (thelaziosis nematode)
Lineage: Eukaryota; Metazoa; Nematoda; Chromadorea; Rhabditida; Thelaziidae
Source: the annotation of a GenBank genome assembly
AUGGCACUUGGUUCGUCUGCACCUGAAAUUUUACUAUCAAUUAUUGAGGUAAUAGGGAAAGGUUUUAAUGCGGGUGACUUGGGACCAAAUACAAUUGUUGGUUCUGCAGCUUUUAACUUAUUUAUGAUAAUUGCAAUUUGUGUAAUAGCUGUGCCAAGUAAUGAAAUUCGUCGACAGAAACAUUUAGACGUAUUUUGUGUCACAGCAACUUGGUCUUUAUUUGCUUAUAUCUGGAUGUACUUGAUUUUAUCAGUAUUCUCACCAGGUGUAAUUGAAAUAUGGGAAGGUUUAUUAACAUUCCUAUUUUUUCCAAUUACUGUAUUCACUGCUUAUGUAGCCGAUAUUAAAAUUAUACAGAAACGCUUCUUACCUCACCGAUAUCGAAGAACAGCUCACGGAUUAAUUGCUACUGAGGGAGAAGAAAUGAAAAUUCUGGGGGCAAAUGGUGAUAUUAACGUUAAUGAAAAUGUUGAUCCAGCAGUGAGAGCUUUUGAAGAAAAUCGAAAAAUGUUUAUUGAAAUUAUGCGCGAAAUCAGAAAAAAGAAUCCUCAAAUCAGCCCGAUUGAAUUACAAAAACAAGCCGAAUAUGAAGUGAUCAAUCGCGGGCCAAAAUCUCGCGCCUUUUACCGAGUUCAAGCAACUAGACGAUUGGUAGGUGGUGGUGAUGUUAUCAGAAGACGUAUUGAUAAAGAGCGUCAUAAGUGUACUGAAGCUCUAGUCCAAGAGCAUGAAAAGCAGUCUAGAGCACAUACUAGUAGAAUAUUUUUCGAUCCAGCACAUUAUACAGUACUUGAAAAUGUUGGCACAUUCGAUGUGAUCAUCGGUCGAGAUGGUGGCCCAAAAGAUCUCACUAUUAUGGUUGAUUACUGUACUGAAGAUGGAACUGCUAAUGCCGGAAGUGAUUAUGUUCCAGUUAAAGGAACCCUAAUAUUUUAUCCAGAUGAUAAAAUAAAAAAAGUAAGUAUAGAAAUAACUGAUGACGAUGUAUUUGAAGAGGAUGAGCAUUUUUAUUUUCAUUUAAAAAAUUUACGAGUACGAACUAAAGAUGGAUUGGUGUUAGAUCCAUUGCAACUUGGUGGCGUACCGUUAGCUGUGCUUGAAAUGCCUUCUACUGCAACCAUUAUGAUUUUGGAUGAUGAUCAUGCUGGAGUAUUCUCUUUUGAACAUGAUCAUUUUCAAAUUGUUGAAAAUUGUGGUUUUAUGUCGCUUAAAGUACAACGGAGUUCAGGAUGUCGUGGUAAAGUUGUUAUCCCAUAUAGAACAGUGGAUGGCACUGCCUUCCGAGGUGUGCAUUAUGAUUUUCAUGAAGGUGAAGUAACUUUUGAAGAUAAUCAAACUGACUGGAUUUUGAAGAGGAUUUAUCGAAAUCGUUGUAAUGGAUACCGAGCAGUACGAGCGUAUGGAUUACUUCUUUAUAGAACUUGGAGAACCAAUUUGGGUCAAAAAAAUGUCAGGCAAGUAAAAAAUAUCUAG